AAUCAAGACCCAAGCAAAGACAUACCAUGAGCCUUGUAAGGAAUCCUGCACCAGGACUCAGCUGGGCUUUGCCAUUUCAGCCUUCAAUGGCGAGAAUCCCAGCUCCUGCAGCUCUAGCCGCUUCUCUGACUUUGUUCUUCUCAGGGGCAUGCGGCCAGACCUCAAGGGCUUUCCAGGAAAGCACCAUUCCCUUUGAGGUGCUUAGCCAAGGGCAAGCUUAUGGUCUUGUCCACCCAAGCCUCUUCCAGGAUGUCAAAUUUUCAAACCACUCCGAGAGUCUCCCCAGGAGCACUGAGACUGAGGCACCUCUGCUGCCUGUGUGUGUGAAGCCUGCAGAUAUUAGACACAUCUUCAAGUACAUUAACACCAUUGUGUCCUGCACCAUCUUCAUAGUGGGAAUCAUUGGGAAUUCCACGCUCCUGAGGAUCAUUUACAAGAACAAGUGCAUGAGGAAUGGACCAAAUGUCCUCAUUGCUAGCUUGGCCCUUGGGGACCUUCUCUACAUCCUCAUCGCUCUGCCCAUCAAUGUGUAUAAGCUCUUGGCAAAAGACUGGCCCUUUGGCGUGCAGGUGUGCAAGCUGGUCCCGUUCAUCCAGAAGGCAUCAGUGGGCAUCACAGUUCUCAGUCUUUGCGCCCUCAGCAUUGACAGGUACCGAGCAGUGGCUUCCUGGAGUCGGAUCCAGGGGAUCGGAAUUCCCAUGUGGAAGGCAGUUGAGGUGACGCUCAUCUGGGUAGUGGCCAUUGUGCUUGCAGUCCCUGAAGCUAUAGCCUUUGACAUGGUGGAGCUCAACUACUGGGAUCGGGACCUGUGGGUGUGCAUGCUCUCCGCCGAGCAGAAAUCCAGCUUCAUGAUGUUCUAUCGUGACGUGAAGGACUGGUGGCUUUUUGGCUUCUACUUCUGCCUCCCCUUGGUCUGCACCGGCAUCUUCUACACCCUCAUGUCUUGUGAGAUGUUGAGCAAGAGAAAUGGAAUGAGAAUUGCUCUGAAUGACCACAUGAAACGGCGCCGGGAGGUGGCCAAGACAGUGUUCUGCCUAGUGGUGAUCUUCGCACUCUGCUGGCUGCCGCUCCACCUCAGCCGCAUCCUGAAAAAGACCAUCUAUGACCAGAUGGACCCCAACAGAUGUGAACUGCUCAGUUUCCUCCUCGUGAUGGAUUACUUUGGGAUCAACAUGGCCUCCCUCAAUUCCUGUAUCAAUCCUGUGGCUCUCUACUUUGUCAGCCGGAAAUUCAAGAACUGCUUCCAGUCUUGUCUGUGCUGCUGGUGCCAGAGACCAGCUCUGAGCAUCACGCCAACGGAUGAGAAGGGCUCUCUUGGGAAAUGGAAAACCAAUGGGCAGGAGCUUGGCCUGGACCGUAGCAGCUCCCGCUUGAGUAACAAGUACAGCUCUUCCUAAAGAUGGGCUGCCCACAGGGCAGGGACGAGAAGGGACUGUGACAACAUGGCAGGACAUCUCCAUUUCUCUUGCCCAGCCAUUUCCUGGCUGGGCCUGAAUCGUUCUUGCCUUCCUGUUAUAACCCGCCUGGAAGGAGCUGCAGCAAUUCACUGACCCCAGGACUAGCUCUGAAUAUGGCCUCCGAGCCCCACUUGUCCAUCAUCUGGUUCAAGUUGCCUCUGAGGGAGAGGGAAGAAGGGGAUUUGAAUCUGUUGUAGGGGUUUUCAUUUCCCUGUAGGAAAACCAAGCAACUUAACA
Molecule: messenger RNA, 1694 nt
Organism: Tinamus guttatus (white-throated tinamou)
Lineage: Eukaryota; Metazoa; Chordata; Aves; Tinamiformes; Tinamidae
Product: endothelin receptor type B
Biological process (GO): regulation of blood pressure; developmental pigmentation; enteric nervous system development
Cellular component (GO): plasma membrane
Molecular function (GO): endothelin receptor activity
Source: RefSeq, a predicted model, not a curated record